GUAAACACUUUCAGUUCCAGUUCAGAUCGGCAGCCGGUCGGUCGUCAAGCUCGUUCCGUUCCGUCACAUCGCAGAGACACACUCGCAACGCGGCAAAGUUGGCGCACAAAAUGAGGCUGUUCCUCGUAGCACUGCUUGCUACCUUUGCGUUGUCCAACGCUCUGGUCAAGGAGGAGAUCCAGGCCAAGGAGUAUCUGGAGAAUCUGAACAAGGAGUUGGCCAAGCGCACCAAUGUAGAGACCGAGGCAGCUUGGGCCUAUGCCUCCAACAUCAACGAUGAGAACGAGAAGAAAAAGAACGAGAUCUCCGCCGAGUUGGCCAAGUUCAUGAAGGAGGUGGCCAGCGACACCUUGAAGUUCCAGUGGCGCAGCUAUCAGUCGGAGGACCUCCGGCGUCAGUUCAAGUCCCUCACCAAGCUGGGCUACGCCGCUCUGCCAGAAGCCGACUACGCCGAGUUCUUGGAAACAGUCUCCGCCAUGGAGUCCAACUUCGCCAAGGUGAAGGUCUGCGACUACAAGGACAAGACCAAGUGCGAUCUGGCUUUGGAUCCGGAGAUCGAGGAGAUCAUCAGCACUAGCCGCGACCACGAGGAGCUCACGUACUACUGGCGUGAGUUCUACGACAAGGCCGGAACCGCCGUGCGAUCCCAAUUCGAGCGCUACGUGGAGCUCAACACCAAGGCUGCCAAACUGAAUAAUUUCACGUCCGGUGCGGAGGCUUGGUUGGAUGAGUAUGAGGAUGCCACCUUUGAGCAACAGCUGGAGGACAUCUUUGCCGAGAUUCGUCCGCUCUACGAACAAAUCCACGGCUACGUGCGCUAUCGCCUGCGAAAGCACUAUGGCGACGACGUGGUCUCUGAGAAGGGACCCAUUCCCAUGCACCUGUUGGGCAACAUGUGGGCGCAGCAGUGGUCCGAGAUCGCAGACAUUGUGUCUCCGUUCCCUGAGAAGCCUCUGGUCGAUGUGAGUGCCGAGAUGGAGAAGCAGGGCUACACAGCCCUGAAGAUGUUCCAGAUGGGCGACGACUUCUUCACCUCCAUGAACCUCACCAAGCUGCCGCAGAACUUCUGGGACAAGUCGAUCAUUGAGAAACCCACCGAUGGUCGUGACCUCAUUUGCCAUGCCAGCGCCUGGGACUUUUACCUGACCGAUGAUGUGCGCAUCAAACAGUGCACCCGCGUGACCCAGGACCAGCUCUUCACCGUCCACCACGAGCUGGGACACAUUCAGUAUUUCCUUCAGUAUCAGCACCUGCCCUUCAUCUAUCGCACUGGUGCCAAUCCCGGUUUCCAUGAGGCCGUCGGCGAUGUUCUUUCUCUGUCGGUGUCCACGCCUAAGCAUCUGGAGAAGAUUGGUCUGCUUAAGGACUAUGUCCGCGACGAAGAGGCCCGCAUUAACCAGCUCUUCCUCACCGCUCUGGACAAGAUUGUGUUCCUGCCUUUUGCCUUCACCAUGGACAAGUACCGCUGGGCACUGUUCCGCGGCCAGGUCGACAAGAGCAAUUGGAACUGCGCCUUCUGGAAGCUGAGGGAUGAGUACUCCGGAAUCGAGCCACCAGUGGUGCGCAGCGAGAAGGACUUUGAUGCCCCGGCCAAGUAUCAUGUAUCCGCCGAUGUUGAAUAUCUGAGGUACCUGGUGUCCUUCAUCAUCCAGUUCCAGUUCUACAAGUCCGCCUGCAUUAAGGCUGGCCAGUAUGAUGCCAGCAAUCCUGAGCUGCCCCUGGACAACUGUGACAUCUACGGCAGUGCAGCGGCUGGAGCUGCCUUCCACAACAUGCUGUCCCUGGGCGCCUCUAAGCCCUGGCCCGACGCACUGGAGGCCUUCAAUGGAGAGCGCACAAUGACUGGCAAGGCCAUUGCCGAGUAUUUUGAGCCACUCCGCGUCUGGCUCGAGGCGGAGAACAUCAAGAACAAUGUCCACAUUGGCUGGACCCCCUCUGAAAAAUGUGUAUCUUCCUAAUUGAUUUGGCUUUGUUGAUUUCAUACAGUUUUUGUUCAAUAAAGUUUCAUUAACGUUCCCUUA
Messenger RNA from Drosophila serrata, 2021 nucleotides. RefSeq names its product Angiotensin converting enzyme (gene Ance). Gene Ontology annotation, cellular component: plasma membrane. NCBI's taxonomy places the organism in Eukaryota, Metazoa, Arthropoda, Insecta, Diptera, Drosophilidae. Gene Ontology annotation, molecular function: peptidyl-dipeptidase activity; metallopeptidase activity. The record is from RefSeq and is a predicted model, not a curated record. Gene Ontology annotation, biological process: proteolysis.